GAGUUUCAAUUCUCAAAUCACCCUUGUUACUGCUCCACUAUGACUACUGAGGUUGCUGUUAUCAGACUUAGGUCACCAAUCGAAUUAGACCAUCCAUUCUUUGACGAUAACGGAGAAUUCAGGGCCAUUUUACGCAAAUUCAGCGCCAAAGCUGAGUUUAAUCGGGGAUUUUGGGGCAUCGAAGACGAAGAUAAGACGUUGUUGAGAGUGUUUUCGAAUUGGAGCUCAGCUAAUGAACUUGAAGACAAUGAUUCAAUGAGCAAGGACUUCAAGAACGUAAAAGACAUCAAGUUUUUUGACAUCUAUCAUGUCGAUUUCCUGCCGUCUCUCCCCACAAAGCCCCUGGAUCCAGAGAUUUCUGGAAAUACGAUGGUUGAAACCAUCUACUUCGGCAAGGACUUCCCGCAUGCGGAUGGCUGGGUUAGCAAUUUCAACCAAAAAGUCCACAACAUUCUGAGUCUUCGGGGACAUCACUUCAAAGCAGCGAGUGGGGGGUGGGCACGUCAGAGGGCUGUGGCACCCGGAAUCAUGGACGAAUGCUCAGUUUGGUUUGCAAUUGUUGGAUGGCCCUCAAUGCAAGCUCAUUUGGAGUGGAGAGAUUCGCCAGAGCAUCACGAGAAUAAGAAGCUGUUGGAGCAGUAUAAAGAUUGGUGGAAGGGCAUUGUCAGGGUUCAUUCAAGCAUGCACGAGAUUUACAAAUGCUAAUUGGCAAAAAAAAUCCUGUAUCAAAACAGUAUAGAAUAGUUUUGCAUAGGUGCUACA
Messenger RNA from Botrytis cinerea B05.10, 762 nucleotides. RefSeq lists its product as hypothetical. The record is from RefSeq and is a predicted model, not a curated record. Bases 40 to 705 code for a protein of 221 amino acids. The transcript is spliced from 2 exons. NCBI's taxonomy places the organism in Eukaryota, Fungi, Ascomycota, Leotiomycetes, Helotiales, Sclerotiniaceae.